Molecule: messenger RNA, 842 nt
Organism: Cajanus cajan (pigeon pea)
Lineage: Eukaryota; Viridiplantae; Streptophyta; Magnoliopsida; Fabales; Fabaceae
Source: RefSeq, a predicted model, not a curated record
GCAAUUCUAAAACUACUACUAUAUAUAGCAACAAGAAUUCAUUACUUGCGUGAUAACUAUACUACUAUUGUUCACAAUUCUUCUUGAAAGGAAAAUGAGUUGGUCUGGAGGAGAUUGGGUGUGUGGUGUUUGCCAGCACAUAAAUUUCAAGAAGAGGGAAGCAUGCCAGAGUUGUGGAUACCCCAAGUAUGGAGGGCCUGACCCUUCAACCUACAUAUACAACAGGACUGAAGCUUUGGCAGGGGAUUGGUUUUGCAACUGUGGAGCUCACAACUAUGCAAGUAGAUCAAGCUGCUAUAGGUGUGGUGCAAUCAAAGAUUAUUGCUCUUCAGGAUAUGACACCAACUCUGGAGAAUAUGGAUUUGAUCCUUUCCCCCCAGGAUGGAAGACUGGAGACUGGCUAUGCCCAAGAGUUGGAUGUGGAGUGCAUAAUUAUGCUAGCAGGGCAGAAUGCUUCAAAUGCAAAAUGCCAAGGGAGUUUGACUGAAAAGAGGGAAUUUCCAGAAGACCUGCAAUAUCAGUUAUUUGUCUAAACAUGAGUCAAGGCUCUCUGUUAUAGUCAAAGCAAGGGUUUUUGGUUAGGAAGAAAUAAGGAUAUUAUUGCUUCUAAGUGCUAGAUAUAGUGACAACUAGCUUACGAAACUCGCAUAUUUUGUUCUCCAUAUUCAUUACUGAGAUAAUUAAUUAAGCUUUAGAAACUACUUUACUUUAACCCUAUACACACACGGGGAAGAAAGAGGUUGUGUACUGGUGUGGAGCAUGUAUCCAUAUAGAAUAAGUUAUACAUAUCAUCUAUCAUCACAUAAAUAACAUUUAGUCAUCUGUUUAAAUUUUUUUUUCUU